AAAACCUGGCAACCCUGACUAGCGCUGUCAGAUCAGAGCUCAGUAAAGAUGGCAGCGCUAGCAGUGGUGGAAACCCCAUCAGGGAAAGAUGCUCUCGCCGAGGGCUUGCUGGAUCUCAUGAGUCCCGCUGUACAGCAGCUUGACUUACAUGUGCACUCAGUCAGAGAAAGCCAAGUGGAACUUAGGGAACACAUUGAUAAAUUGGCAUCUGAGCUGUGUAGGAUCAACGAACACCAGAAGGUGGCACUAGAUUUAGACCCAUAUGUGAAAAAACUCCUUAAUGCCAGGCGAAGAGUGGUGCUUGUCAACAACAUACUCCAGAAUGCACAGGAGCGUUUGCGAAGGCUGAACCAUAAUGUUGCUAAAGAGACGGCACGCAGGAAGACCAUGCUUGAGGCAUCUGGAGCAUUUACUCCACGCUCUCCCAGCAAACCAUGAUGUCCGAAAUCUCACAUUUUGGGAAUGCACCAUUACACUGUGCUCAAUGCCAAGGACCAACGCUGUAGAUUUGCAGAAUCUUUCUCUUAUCAUUAAAGGGCGAUGGGCUAUGCAAAGCACUGCUAACAGAACACUGCAGCAUUAAUGUCAGUUCACUUAAGAGGAGUCAGGGAGACAGCAUGCACUCAUUUCUUUCUUGAACAUAUGACUUUUUAAUAAAAUAUUUGUCUUUAUGAAUUUAA
Molecule: messenger RNA, 680 nt
Organism: Sinocyclocheilus anshuiensis
Lineage: Eukaryota; Metazoa; Chordata; Actinopteri; Cypriniformes; Cyprinidae
Product: SNARE-associated protein Snapin-like
Exons: 4
Coding region: 49-438 (129 amino acids)
Biological process (GO): intracellular protein transport; endosome to lysosome transport; synaptic vesicle exocytosis
Cellular component (GO): synaptic vesicle; BLOC-1 complex; BORC complex
Molecular function (GO): SNARE binding
Source: RefSeq, a predicted model, not a curated record